Daktulosphaira vitifoliae (grape phylloxera) is the source of this 2816-nucleotide messenger RNA. It is a transcript of the gene mAChR-A, whose product is annotated as muscarinic acetylcholine receptor DM1. The coding region runs from base 201 to 1952 and encodes 583 amino acids. Gene Ontology annotation, biological process: G protein-coupled receptor signaling pathway, coupled to cyclic nucleotide second messenger; chemical synaptic transmission; adenylate cyclase-inhibiting G protein-coupled acetylcholine receptor signaling pathway. Gene Ontology annotation, cellular component: plasma membrane; dendrite; synapse. The record is from RefSeq and is a predicted model, not a curated record. NCBI's taxonomy places the organism in Eukaryota, Metazoa, Arthropoda, Insecta, Hemiptera, Phylloxeridae. Gene Ontology annotation, molecular function: G protein-coupled serotonin receptor activity; G protein-coupled acetylcholine receptor activity. The transcript is spliced from 6 exons.
CGCUCGUACAGCUUCCAGUCCCGGACCAGCAACCGCCGUAAGCGCAACAUUUCGGGCACUCAUGUCUGGCUACAUGUCAUAACGGGGUUCUCGCACGUAUGACUGAUGUGCCCUUUUGUCAAACGUAAACAACACAGAUCGAGAGUCACGUAUGGAACGUGAUAGACAGCGCAGACGAUGAGGACACGUAUGGCCGCGCAAUGAACGCGCUCGCGGCUCGGGCGGCGCUGUCAACAUUGUACACAUCAUCGACGUCUACUUUGGCGGCUGACUACCAUGCGUGGACAACGGUGGCGGCGACAGCAAAGGCGGCGGAGGUGGCAAACACUACCGAAACACCGUUUUUCGAAACCGAACUCCGGUUUACGGUGUCCCAGAUGGUGUUCGUCGCGCUUGUGUCCGGCGCGCUCAGUUGCAUCACCGUGGUGGGCAAUCUAAUGGUUAUGCUGUCGUUCAAGAUCGACAAACAAUUGCAGAAUAUAAGCAACUACUUCCUGUUUAGCCUCGCGUUGGCCGACUUCUUCAUUGGGCUCAUAUCCAUGCCGUUGUUCACCAUCUACACCAUACUGGGAUACUGGCCGUUCGGCCGACACGUGUGCGACGGAUGGCUUGCGCUCGACUAUCUGGCCAGCAACGCGUCAGUACUGAACCUGCUGUUGAUAAGCUUCGACAGGUACUUCUCGGUGACCAGACCACUAACUUACAGAGCUAAGCGGACUAGAGGCAAAGCGUUGCUGUUUAUCUCCGCCGUAUGGUUCAUAUCACUGUGCUUAUGGCCGCCGUGGAUUUACCUGUGGCCGAUAAUAGAAGGCCGACGAACCGUUCCGGAAACGCAAUGUUACAUACAGUUCAUAGUGACCAAUCAAUACAUUACUUUCGGCACGGCCAUCGCGGCUUUCUAUACACCGGUGACGGUCAUGUGCAUCGUGUACUAUCGCAUCUACAUGGAGACCAAAAAGAGACAAAAAGACUUGCCAAACUUGCAAGCCAUGAAUAAGCCGCGCAAUGAUCCUCAGCAAGAGGAAUCGUGGGCUCGUAUUCGGUUGGAUCAAGGCAAUUCGUUGGAUCGACGAGAAACUUAUGAGACCAGCUCGUUGCGAAAAGCUUACUCUCAGUGUUCAUUGAAAGCUAGACGACUGUUGACGUGGUCUUGGCUUCGCGACUGGUGUGUGGACUGGUGGCACUCAGGUCGGGAUGAUGACUAUGACGAGGAAGACGAUCAAACCCCUAGCGACGUGCCAGGUGGCACCAGCUAUGGGACUACGGUGUCCAGGUCGACUUCCCUAAACGUCAUUCAUCAGCAACCCACUACACCACCACCGCUUAAGUCUUAUCACGCGGUCAACAACAACAGGUUGGCUAAUAGGUCGUUGUCUAAUGACUCGGUGUACACCAUAGUGAUCAGACUGCCAGGGGAUAGUGAUCAGGAAGUGCCGACGGUCAGGCAGUACAGCGGUUGUUACGAAGAGCCAAAUCGAAGGUCUGGACCUAUGGUGCGACGACCGUCGUCGCAGGAUAUGCGGCUUCCGUUGAACGCCACUAAAAUACUGCCCAAGCAAUUGGGCCGAGGGCCUACGGCGGCUGCAGCGGCCGCGGCCGCAUAUACGGCCAAAGAGAAAAAGAAGAAAAAAUUUCAAGAGAAAAAAAGCGAGAGGAAAGCGGCCAAGACGCUGUUAGCCAUCUUGUUGACGUUUAUUAUCACCUGGACGCCGUAUAACGUGCUAGUUUUGCUCAAGCCGUUCGCGGCCGGCGAUAGUGCAGAGUCGGACGCUGGCAAAGUAUGGGCUACGCAAGGCGUGUGGGAUUUUUUCUACUACCUGUGCUACAUAAACAGUACAAUCAACCCGGUGUGUUACGCUCUGUGCAACGCCUCGUUUCGCAUGACCUACGUGCGGAUACUUAAGUGCAAGUGGAAUACUAGAAGACAGCCGCCGCCACAUUUUCGAGCUUGAAGAUCGGACGACAUCGUUUAAUGCCAAUUGUAAAAAAUUAUUUACCAAUAACCAAAGCGGUCGACCAAUACUUUAAGUCGGAUAUUCCAUAUUUUUGGUAAAAAACAAAAAAACUGCUCGAGUUCAAGCGGUAAAUACAAACGAACGAGCAACUCCAUGACUUUGUACAUUAGUCUGUACGUAUAUGGUCAAAGUUUCAACGGUGUUCGUGGAGAAGUGCAGUCUUGAAAUAUUAACCUUCAAGUCGUUUAACUUUGUCCCUGAAUCCUACAGAGAAUACCACCAACCAAAUACGCCUAAGAAUUAAAGUUAUUGAUACUAUAAAUAUUAUGUUAAGUAAUAUUAUUAUGUUGCACGCUCGGAAGUCGGCCGGGGUAAAUAAAUGACUAAAUCAGUUUUGGCUGCCAUAGUCAUGUGGCGCAAGUGUAAACAUUGAGAAAACCGAAUGGCAAGUGCAAAAGCCUCCGAGUAGUUUUCAUUUCGGUUCACAUGAAGGUGUCGGUAAAAAAAACAAAAGUGUUUUAACAGAUUCUCUGUUAAAAAAUAAUAUACGAGAAAUCAAAACCGACAUUUUUCAUACCAAGUGAGUCGUCCUAUGAGCUUAAAACAUUUUUAUCGCGAGGAUUAUAAAUUUAUUUGUUCUGUUAUGUAUGCCUAUAAUCUUAAGUGUUUUCCUCGCUGUUCAACUGAGCGUGUAUACAAAAACCAAACGAAUUUUGCAAUAUAUGUAAUAGGUUUAUAACUUUUUUUUGUAUUUUUAUUCGUUUUUAUCUGUAAUUUAAAUUUUAUACUUCAAGUGUAAAAGAUUUAUCUCGUUUGUCGCUGUAAAAUAUAUAUAUAUAUAUAUAUGUGUGAACAAUAAAU